AUGUCACGGGGACGCCACCACCCCACCCUGAAGAGGCUCAUCCAAGCAUUUGCCGCAAAACAUGCCUGCUCGCACGACAAGCUUGCCGAGUACCUCGACAACAAUUGGAAGCCUAAUGUGGCACUCAUAGACGUCGAAUGGGAUGCCAAGCGGGAGGUCUUCGAAGGCGAUCCCAUGCCCUCGAUCCUAUGCAACCCUACCCUAACGGCCAGAAAGCUGUGCCGUGCUGUGGGCCACGAAGAAUUCCUGUCGGAGUAUACUCUGAUGAGUGAUAUGAAGUCCAUCGAAAGCCACUUCGGUGUCACCCUCCGAGAAGAUUCGUCGUCCCUGACCAAUUGGGGAGACAGAAACCUAGCUCUCAGCGACUACACCAUGUGGUCUGCUACAGGAACCAAGUCGCACCCCCUGCACAGGCUGAUGUCUCGCCCUGCGCUGGAGAGGUACAUAUGCGCGCAUCUGCUGAAGACUUGUCUACCGUACCCUCGGCCCAAGUUCGACAACGAGCUCGUGUACGCGCCUCUGAACCUGAACAUGGUGUUCAGGCUUCUCUUCCGCAUGCACGAAGCUGGAUACCCAGCUCAUUGGCUAUCCGGUAUUCUGCGAACCAUGCUCGAGGGAAAACUGACGACGUCGGUCAGGGCCCCAAGGCAGAUGGUCCAAGACCGAGUGUCCGUCGAGAAGGUCCACCCGACGCUCACCUUGAGCAUCAAACCUUGGGUGGCGGCGCUCAGUACUCUGGGAACCAUCUGGCAGGACUUGCUACCAUUCGGAUUGCUGUUCCCGUCGGCCCUCUUGCGCCAGCGGAGCACCGUCAGCGAAUACCAGAUAUCGUUCCCACCACACCAUGACAAGGCCCUCGGCAGACCACAUUUCAUGCUGUUCUUUUGGGACACCAGUUCUCGCCUUCCGCCCCGAAAGAUUCGCAAAACUCUGCUCGAUGAUGAACUGGGGGAUCGCUCGGAGAAAGUGAAGGGCAUCCGCGAGUCCGGUGUCCACGUCCUGACAACAUUCAGGUGGGCUACCCAGACGCGGACUGCCUCGUUCUGGCUCCGGAGUGAUAUCGCGGAGAGCUUGCAGCAUGGGGAUUGGAGGGCGUACGUGUGGCGGACGGACACGUACGAGAAGGCGACCGAAGGCGUAGCGGUGCAGGACGCGAUCAAGGAGGUCAGGCAGUGGGAUGAUUGA
Messenger RNA from Anthostomella pinea, 1185 nucleotides. The record is from the annotation of a GenBank genome assembly. Lineage: Eukaryota; Fungi; Ascomycota; Sordariomycetes; Xylariales; Xylariaceae.